Molecule: messenger RNA, 3389 nt
Organism: Malaya genurostris
Lineage: Eukaryota; Metazoa; Arthropoda; Insecta; Diptera; Culicidae
Gene: Pax
Product: leupaxin
Exons: 9
Coding region: 660-2174 (504 amino acids)
Biological process (GO): muscle structure development; actin cytoskeleton organization
Cellular component (GO): stress fiber; filamentous actin; Z disc
Molecular function (GO): actin binding; muscle alpha-actinin binding
Source: RefSeq, a predicted model, not a curated record
GUUCAACAGUUUCGUGGUGAUUAAUUUUCAACAGGGUUUUAGGGACAUUUGUGCGAAGACGAGGCAGGUUGAUGGGUUGAUCGCGCUUUGCAACGGCGGUCGCUUGUGGAGUGUUUUUGUUGCGUGAACCGUACGAGUGGUUAUUGUGAAAUGUGAUAUUUUCGACGAUUUUUUGUGUUUAUAGUAGCUUGUCUAAUUACCGACGUUGAGCAAGAAGAGGACGCGACCCACGGCGGCAUCAGUUGGACACACUCUGGUUUUUAAUUGCGAUCGUUAUGCGGAAGACGCAAAAUUAUUAGCCUAGCGGUGCGUUACUUUUACCGGUCGUACGAAGGAGACCACAAAAACGCUCAUUGCUCCGAGCCAACAACAGUUCAGUGGUUUGAUGAAGUCUGUAUUUUUAGAUUGAUUGUGCUGCAGGAGUUAAUUCAUUCAAUACGGUAGGAAAUAAUUUAUGACGGACUCAGAUGUGAAUUAGUGUGUUUGUUUGAAUCUUGCCGUUCUGUUGGCUGGCGGCAAAAAUGUUGUAAGAGUGUAACGUUUAAAACAAAUGCCACUGAAUUGGUGCUUUCUGUGUGAUUUAUGGAGACGCACUGUGCUUCGAUGGGUGAAGUGAAUGUGUUGUAAGGACCCGUGCACAUGUUAGCGUCUCUGCAGCGAUGGAUAGAACCUGUUACGGCAAGUGGGAUCCUGGAGCACGGCAGCCAUAUCGAUGUACGCUGCGAGAACGAGGAAUAGCACCUGGAUACGCCCUACUUGCUGAUCUCCAAAAUACAGUGCCAGGACAUAAUCAACAUGUUGGUGGUGGUGGCGGAUCAUCUGUUCCUGGUUACGGCAGUUUGAAUGGAGUCCGAAAUAAGCAAACUCCCAGUCCGCAAACCUACCAGAACACAACAAAAACCGUUAUAGACAGUCGUACUGCCAAUGGACAUAACGGUUCUUUACCGCGAUCAACUACGCCUCACCACAAUAACAAUUCACUACCAAGAUCUGGCACGCCUCAAAAAUUACAGACUUCAACAUCCGGAAAUCUGUCCGAGCUAGAUUCUCUAUUGCAGGAUUUAAGCAGUGCUCGAUAUGGAAAUAUUGUGGAAAAACAAACUCCCAACAAUGGAACGAUUAGUCCUUCGCCCUACAGCAUUAACGACACCAUCAAGCGUCCCUCGGUUGACAGUUUGCUAGAUGAGCUUAGCAAUGCAAAUGCCAAUCCGAUUUAUGCCGUACCGUAUGGCAACCAAUCUCCAAAUCCGCAAGCUCAUCCUGGACGGCAGGUCACAAUCACGGUACGGGAGACUACUACCGAAAAGCUUACCGGAACGCCAAGUGCCAACUAUCAGGAACAAAUGUACCAACAGCAACUAGCCCAGAAUGAACAGGCGAAUCACACAUCUUCGGCUACCAAGGAGUUGGAUGACCUCAUGGCAUCACUGUCUGAUUUUAAGAUCUCAGCAGGAUCACAUCAGCUCCAGGCGGUAACGGACUACGCGAAGCCAAAUCAGGGCACAGCGCACUACCAGAGCACUUUGACGACGGUGACCACAACCGAACAGUUGGCUCCAGCAAACGAUCAGUUGGAUUCUAUGCUCGGAAAUCUACAGGCCGACAUGAGUCGCCAGGGAGUCAACACGACCCAGAAGGGCUGCUGCAAUGCGUGCGAUAAACCUAUUGUCGGUCAGGUCAUCACGGCUCUCGGCAAAACCUGGCAUCCGGAGCAUUUCACCUGCAAUCACUGCAGUCAGGAACUGGGAACGCGAAACUUUUUCGAGCGCGAUGGAAAUCCGUACUGCGAACCGGACUAUCACAACCUGUUCAGCCCACGUUGCGCCUACUGUAAUGGACCGAUUUUGGAUAAAUGCGUAACGGCCCUGGAGAAAACUUGGCACACGGAGCACUUUUUCUGUGCCCAAUGUGGACAGCAGUUCGGCGAGGAUGGAUUCCACGAGCGUGACGGUAAACCAUACUGCCGCAAUGAUUACUUCGACAUGUUCGCACCGAAGUGCAACGGGUGCAACCGGGCCAUCAUGGAGAAUUACAUUUCGGCGCUGAACAGCCAGUGGCAUCCGGAUUGUUUCGUGUGCAGGGACUGCAAGAAACCGGUCACUGGCAAGUCGUUCUACGCGAUGGAAGGCAAACCCGUCUGUCCGUCGUGUGCCGGAACAGAGGAGGACGAGUAAGAUGUGUAUGCAGAGAUGAUUCUCCCGAAAAAAAUAGCAUCUCCGGGCGACGAUCGCACCCACAUCAGCCUUACCAACGCACACAUUAACUGGCAAACUGGCUUCUUGUUGUUAUUACUGUUACUACCAAUCUAUAUUUGUUACACCAAAUGUUGCCCUGUUCCGGUUACCACAUAUCACAGACAAAGUUAGAACAAACGACAGCUGAAUGCGGUGACCUCCACAUCCCGGAGCGUCCCAAUGACCUAGUUCGUGGCGAGACCCCCGUCCCCGAUCCGUCGGGGAUGGCCGGUGUCUUGUCAUCAUGAAUGCUUCGUACCGCCGUCGCACAGUCGAUGCAUAUUCUUGCUUUACAGGUGUCCCCCAACAGAUUAACCAUUAAUUACACACUCGACCUACGCAAGCGCUAGUUUGACGGACGACAAUCCCUUCCUAAGACGAGUAAAGAUCUUGCCUUGAAGGCAGCAUAGUCCAUUUUCUGUACGUAAACAAUCGCUUCAAGCGCUGACCUCUAACCAGAGUUGAGAUUUGAGAGGAUAAACAAACGAACAAAUAUUUAAGAUUGUUGUUAAAAGUAAAACGAAUUGUCAUUAUAUUAUAGUACCAUAAUCAUUGUAAAACAAAUCAUAGUAUUGUAAAUAAAGAAGACUAGAAAAAAAAUGACAAAAAAAAACACAAACAAACACAAAACCCCAACCGAAUGCGCGAUACCGCGAAAGAUGCUUCCUACCCGGAGGGUGUCGUUUACCGAUUACCACCCACCUUCGGGGUUGCCCACCUACCCACCAGGGGGUUUAUUCCACCGCCGGACAUUGCUAGUAGCAUGCACAAUCGGUUGGAUCACUUUCAAUAGUGUGCAAAGCGGCGCAACCGGCGUGCUAUUAUUGUUUGCUAUAAUAGUCUUCUAGUUGAAUGAGAUCAUCUUUCGCCGGUACGUGCUUCUUCUAGUGUCACAUUUCGCGAUGAAGUCAUGAUGGCACUGAAACUAUCAUCGAUGACGUCACUAGGCACACAUGCACAAACACACACACUAGACUCACGCACACAAAAUCAGACACGCGCGUUGGCAGAACUAGUGACAUUCGAGUGAUAAACAUACAAUCGAAUUACAAGGGAAAAAAACGAAAACAAACAUGUUUACGUUUUACGGGAUGUUUGCAUAAACGACCCUCUUAAAUCCUCAACUCUGGACACCCCCCACUAACAACCAACCAA